Molecule: messenger RNA, 453 nt
Organism: Pyricularia pennisetigena
Lineage: Eukaryota; Fungi; Ascomycota; Sordariomycetes; Magnaporthales; Pyriculariaceae
Exons: 2
Coding region: 1-453 (150 amino acids)
Source: RefSeq, a predicted model, not a curated record
AUGUUGAAUGAGGGCCCCGAGCGUGACGAACAAAGGCUACGAUUACAGGAGGAUAUUCACGCCUCCAAGCAGUGUUUGGAAAUCUGCAAAGAGGUAUCCAAGCAAACCUCUCGUCAAAAGAUACACAUCGUUGGAAAAAUAGUUGCUGACGAUAACACCGAUCAAAUGGUUGUUACAACUCUUGCCGAUUUUUUGACGUUGGCAAAGUAUUGGCUAAAAGCGGAUCUGCACAAAUACAGUCGUUUUGGCACCGCAUCCAACUAUCCUGGCCGUGCACAAGUUCGCAACACUGCCUUGCCAGCAAGUUGCACGAACCAAAACGGCGACAACCAUACUCCAUACCUAUCGAACAAGGACAGACAAUCCCCAGAUGCGCAUUUGAAGUCUGCCAGACCAUGCCCUAAUAAGGUUAGAAAACGGGCUGCCGAAAGCGGUGGUGCAUACCCGAUGUGA